UGCAACCCGGUGUUUUAAGAUACGGGCCUCUGCGCGUAUACAUACAUAUACACACGUAUACGUAUAUACAUCGUAUAUACGUAUAUAUACACACACAUAUACCGUCGGGCGGCGGAAGUGUUUUGCUCAAUCCUCCUCGUCGCGCGCGCAGUCCGUGCGCUACGCACUACAUACGAGGUCUCUGGAUCGCCGCCGCCGUCUCGCUCGUUCGUUCCCGCCCUCCCCUGUCGCCGCGGCGCCGGGUAAGGCCUAUCAAGGAAGGCAAUCCCGCGCUCGCACUACUACAAUUCACCCCGAUUCCUCGACGCCGGCCGCCGUCAAAGCGCCUGUGUCCCGCCCUGGACACGCUGAUUCGCCCGGUUCGCCCGCCACACGACGGGUUAUGUUUCCUACCUUCAUCGGCAUCCUAGACAUUCAAUCGUGGUGGGAGGUGCCAAGUAUAGCACACUUUUGCUCAUUAUUUAGAGCUGCCUUCAAUCUUCUGGAUUUUGAUAUUGAGGAUUUAGAAGAAGCUUUAUUGACAGACGGUGGUACCGAAGGACGACUGCUUCAGGAGUUGAUAGUGAAGUUGUUGGAAGGUUGCUUGCCAAAUGAUACCCGCAAUGACAUCUCCACAUUUAAUUAUCAGAUGUUUCUGCGUAGACUUUUUCGGAAAAAAUGUCAAGAAUACAAGUGCGAAAAUCCUUUCAAUACAGACGUAGAUUUUGAGUUGUUACCGCUCCGUCAAAAAGUAGAAAUACUACGUGCGCUCUGCGACUUCAGGCUAGACGCCGAAGACGUAGAGGAAUCGUUAAGUAAUUUGGACUCGGAUAGCCUGCGAGUCGAACCUUUGGGACAUGAUCGUAAGAAUUCUGCCUACUGGUACUUCUACGGCACUCGAUUGUACCGGGAGGAUUACAUUGAUACUUCUAACAGUGCCUCACACAAGCAGAAAAGUAAACCCAGAGACAAAAAGCGUAAGAAACGACGGAACAGAGUGGCGAAGGAGGAACAGGAAAAGGAAGAGAAGGAGGAAGCUAGUUUAAUAAAUAGUGAGAACAAGAGAGAAAGCGUUUGGCAAGUUGUCUGUUUCACUCAGCAAGAUUGGAGCAGAUUAGUUGAAAAAUUUCGCGAUUCGGAAUACGACACCGAGCGUAAACUUUAUCGUACAUUAUCAGAGGACUUUAUGCCGGAAAUACCGAAACUGUUCGAUCUGAAGGAGAAACAGCAACGACGUAAACUAUUACAACGUAAUAGCUCUCGGGUGCUUCGCAGUCAGGAACCUACGACGCAGAUGGAUGCAGUCAUGGUCAGAUCCAAGAUUAAAACCAAAACGACCAAAGGGACUAAAAAGGGGACGCAGAGCUCGAAAUCCUCUUAUAUUAAGGAAGAGACCACUCCGCCGUUACCGGCUCCGCCGAUCCAGAAGAAGGGACGACAAACGAACAAUUCUUUGGCCUCGGCCGUCGGUCAGAUCGUAAUUCACACCAGAGACGAGGUGGAGGACUUGGAGAAGAAGAAGGGUGUCGGUAAUCAUGGCGACGGUAAUUACGUAUCUUGCAAUUACGGGUACAAAUACGGCUACUCAUUCGGAAUCGAAGAGGAGGAACGUUGUGUCGGAAUGCACAAAGUUCUCGAAAGCGUCAAGGAUCAUGUCGACGCUUGGCCGUUCACCGAUCCUGUGGAUGAGGACUAUGCGCCAAGGUACUACAGUGUGGUGCGCAGACCUAUGGAUCUCAGCACUAUGGAAGAGAAAUUGGAAGGCGGCUCGUAUAAAAGUAUAAGUCAGUUUAAGCGAGAUUUUCGACUUAUCGUUGACAAUUGUAGGCAAUAUAAUGGCUCGGAUAACGAAUAUACGGAAAUGGCGGUUAAUCUUAAGGAAGCGUUUGACAAAGCCGUGAGUCGGUAUUUGGAGUCGGAGACAUCCAGUGAUGAGGAUCUCACAUCUCCUCGCUCGUUAGACGGUACAUCCACAUCGCCAUCGUAUCCUUCACGUCAUUUAUCUUCUUCGCAUCAUAACGCACGUAAACGUUCGAAAAAAUCGACCAAAAAAUCCAAGUCUUAUAAGCCAGAAAGUAAAGCAAAAUCUAAGAAUAAUGAGAAAGUGGAUGAAGAUGAAAAAAGAAGUAAAAGCAUUAAAGUAGCGAAAAAGAAGAGAGGGAAGAAAAAAGGCAAAAAGGCAAGAGAGGAAGAAUUGGACGAAGAUGAGGAAGAGGAAGAACAGGAAGAUCAAGAAAGCGAAGAUGCGAUAUCCGAGACAAGUAUCGUAGCAUCGAAAAGAAGAAAAAAUGUUGAUGUAAAUAGUUUACUUAGAAGCAAAAAGCUGUCUAAGGAAUCGGAAGAAUUAAAGACGUCUAAUAAAAAAACAAGUAGAGAGCGACAUCAACCGAGGAAAGAUUCGGAAAUUGUACGAUCUGCGAAAGAAACGAAGGAGAACAAAAAGCGAAAAGAGGAUUUCGAGGAAGAUUAUGAACCCCCGGUAAUCGCGAAAAGUAAAAGUAGGAAAAUAGAAAAGAAGGAGCUUGAAGAAACUGGAAUAUUGACGGACAAUACGAAAAAGAGCAAAUUAAAAAAGAUGGAAGUGGAAGAAAGCGAUACAGUAUUCGAGGAAGACAAGAAACAAUCUUCCCACGUUAAAGCGAAGAAAAAUCGUAAGAAGGAGAAGACGAGUUUAAAGACUGCAACAAAGGCUGACGAGAAAUCCGACAAGAAUCACGCUAAGCAAAAAGAUAAGAAAUCAAAACAGAAGAACGCAGAAUUGAAGAACGGCGAAUUAAAAAGUCAAAUGGAUCCCAAAGAUGUAGAAUUAGAAAGCGCUUUAGAUUCAAAGCAUACUCACACUUCCAAGAAACUCUCUGCGUUUAUCGGUAAUAAGGAUGUAGACUCGCUUGAUAGUUUAAAGGAUAAGAUAAGUGAUAGGAAACGCGAGGAAAAAUUGAAGAACGAAAAGGAGAAGCAGAGGAAAGCGAUGAAAAAUGACGCUCAGGGUGUCUAUUCAAAAAAAGUGCCUUCAAACAGUAAUGCUUUCCAUGAGAAUGACAAGGAUGUUGCAAAGCGAUCCAAGUCGAAGAAAGGUGCGAAGGAAGAUAAGGCUAUGGAUGACACGAUUAAGAAACAGGAUACGGAAAUCGGCGAGAAUAAGAAAGCUCAUGCUAAACAUACCAAAGGAUUAGGAGCGGAAGAUAAUGCCAUUCAAGCGUUAAACGAAGCUACGGAGAAGACACUUCAUGACAUUAACAAGUGGCUUGACGACGCUCCCAAAGUCGCGGAAUUCUCCUCUGGCAGCGACUCUCCGGUGCUUCACACUUCUUCCAUUGAAUCCAAUCGGUCGAAGGUAGAGACCGCGCGAAAGAGACCGAGCUCCAUGAAAAUAUUUGGUCCUCACGGGCCGAGUCGACCGAAGAAGAUACAACGCACGAUCGACCGUUUGCAGCCUGGCAAGAGCAAGGGAAAUUUACUUCUGAAGAAGCCGCUCAAUUUACCUAACGCCAACGCCAAUGACUCCACGGUUCACGCUACCAACGACAAUGAUCAAUCGAGCAAGGAUCUCGACGAGGAACCGAAGCUCAGCUUGGGCACUGUGCUGAAAAACGUAGAUUCCAUUCAAUUGAUCUGCAAGAGUUUAGUAUCGUCGCCUAAUCCGAAUUUUUCAAACGACGAGGAAGAGGAUCACGCGCUUAGCCCAUCUCAAACGUCCAACGUUAAAGAGGAGAAAACUCUGAAUGCCAAGGGAGCCGCUAAAGCAUCGAGCGCAGUGGAGGAGAAGGAAGCAGCUUCCGCUACGGAGGAAGCACAGAAACCAAAAUCCGCCACGCCGAAUCUGAGUGCCUGGUUCAAAGCUUUCGGAGCGCCAAAAUCAAAAAAGAAGGACGAGGAAGUGGAAGAGGCGGCGGCAACGAAGAAGGACAGCGAUAUACAGGAAGUGUUUAGCGGCCGGCAACGACGGUUGAGCACCGGUGGUAGCAGUGUCAGUGAAUCGGUGUCCAGUUUCUCUCAGGAAUCUCCACCGGCGCCGCGCGCGGCUCGCUCUCCGCAAUGCCAGCCCGCGAUCACGCCGACCGAGCCGAUAAGAGGCGCGGGAUUUUAUCAAGACGCGUUGUCGACCGGUAGCAGCCCUUACAACAGUCCGUAUUACGCUACGCCGCCGAGAUAUAGCGCGCAAUUGCCGCCUACGCCGUCCCCGCAAAAUCAUCCUCUGUCUCCGGCUUAUCCGUCGUCCUACAACGAGCAACAGCAGCAACAACCGCCACCACCACCACCACCACCACCAGCACCACCACCACCACCACCACUACCACCACCACCACCAUCAUCAACCGCCUAUCCUCCGGUGCACGCGCAACCGCCGCAUCAAUCGCCGUAUCAGAAAUCCUCGCCUCAGGAGAAUCCCAACGAAGCGUUUCCGCAGAUGUCGCCGCAACACUUCCCGCAGCAAUUGCCCGCCAACAGUCAGAAUCAGUCUCCCGUCUAUCCGCAACACUCUCCGCAACCGAUGCAGCCGGCUUACCCGCAGCCAUCGCCUCAGACACCGCCGUCAAAUUACUCGCAGACCUCGCCGCAACAGCCGCCCACUCCGAAUUACUCGCAGCCGUCUCCGCAACAGAACGUGGUGGCCAAUUAUUCUCAACCUUCUCCGCAGGCGGUGGCCAAUUAUCCGCAAGCUUCUCCGCAGCAACAGCAGCAACACUCCCCUUUCUCGCAGACUUCGCCUCAAACGCCACCGAAUUACUCGCAGCCGUCGCCGCAGCAACAUUCUCCGUACGCGCAAUCCUCUCCUCAGCAACCCGCCGGCUACGGCCGGCUCUCGCCGCAACCACCAGCCGCGAAUUACUCUCAGUCAUCGCCUCAGCCACCCGCUGCGUACUCGCAGCCGUCUCCGCAACCGCCGAGCUUCUCCCCUCAGCCGUCGCCGCAAACACGCCCCGCCAAUUACUCGCAAUCGUCGCCGCAACCGCUGAGCCCGUACCAGGCUCCGCAGCUCGCUCGGAAUUACUCUCAAUCGCCACACCAGCCGAUCCAGACCUUCUCCCAGCACUCGCCGCAAGCGUCGUCGUCUCCGGUCUUCGAGCCAUCGCCGCAAAGCAGCCCGUAUUCGCAAACGUCGCCUCAAUCGCUGACCAAUUACUCGCAGCCGUCGCCUCAGCAACCGGCUACGUAUUCGCACCCUCUGCACUCGCCGCAGACGCCGCCCAAUUACUCGCAACUCUCGCCGCAACAAGCGGCCGGAACGACGUCAGCGACGGCUGCGAAUUACUCGCAACCGUCGCCGCAACAGACCCGCACCUAUCCGCAAUCGUCGCCGCAACGAAAGUCCACUUGCAACUCCGUGCAACCGCCGCAACAAUCGCCCAGCUACUCGCAACCCUCUCCGCAGCAGACCACCGCUUACCCUCAGCUUCAACCGUCCAAGGGCUCGGACGAGUACCCCGUGGUCACAACCACAUCUGCCAACUACACCGCGGACUUCAAGCAGAAUCCUGUGUACAGUCAGUCGCAAGUUGAACAGUCGCCUACGGUAUCGUCGUCGGUGAACGAAUCUGAACAUCGAACGGAAUACUUGAAGUCGAGCGCGAAACUCGCAAGUGGCGAUCAGCAGAGGAGCUUCCCCGUGCAGUCGGAAUCGUCGUUGAGUCUGAACACGAAUCAUCAGAUCUAUCAGUCGCCGAAUCAAUAUCCGCCGACGUAUCCGAAUCCCGGUUUCCCCAACGUCGAAUUGCCGAGAUCCGCUUCGAGGCACGGCAGUCAGCAGCAACAGCAGACGCAACAGCAAUCCACGCCGCAAGAAUCGCGGUCCGGUUUCGCGGAGAUCCAGCCGCGCGGUUACCUCGGUAAAGCACCGUCCGCGGAACAAUUGCCCACGCCCACGGAUCAGACUCAGUUGUUGGCGUUCCAACAGAACUUAACCGCGGCGCACGAGUCGGCCCUUUACUCAGGCGGCUUCCAGCCAUCCAGCUACUCGUUACCACCGCCAAACUCGAGGCCGGUGUAUCCUAGUCCGCACUACUUCGACACCGGCUCCAAGUCUACCAGUGGUGGUAGCGGUGCGUCGAGCAAUUCCGCCGGCAAUCCACCGCCGAUGAAGAAGCGUGCGUACGAGCCGUCGUCGGGCGGCGAAUCGAGCACACGCGGUCUGCAGGAAAGCGCAGUGGCGCGUUCCGGUCAGGAACAAUUCCCGAGCUUCGACCCGAUGAUGGCGCUUCCGCAGUCGGACGGCGUUUCGGUCAGUCAGUUCGACGGCACGUCGUUCGUUGGCAGUCUCGCCGAUAGCAUGGCGACCAAUCCGGCGUACGCGCGACUGGGCCUCAGUCUGGUAGGUCGAACACCGAGCAAGGAGCAGCAGCAACUGCUGACGAUUCCUCGACCGCCGCCCACAGCGAAGCCGGACCACCUCGCCGCUUACGGGCGUGGCGCCGCGUCCGGUGCAACCGAACUUGAGCAGCUUAAUUUGUUGCAGAGCUUGCAAAAUGCAGCGGUAGCGGCGAAGAACAGUCAGGGCAUCCUCGCGAUAUCGCGACGAGCCGGCGAGAGCGAUGCGCGGGCGGCAUCCAUCGCCGCGACGGCACCUACGUCGACGGUGUCGAAGAAGAGAGGCCGAAAGAGUAAGCAUCCGCAGCAACAGGAGCAACAGAGCGCGUCUAUCACGGCGACAACCGUGACGACGACCACCGAUCAGCAACAAGCGGCGGGUAUAUUCCCGCAAUACGCGACAGCGUCCGCUGCGUCUGCGGAUCCUAUCGGCGCUCUGAAGGUACCACCGCCUGCCGGAAGUGCCUUCAACUUCGCCACGUCCACCAGCAGCGCGAGCACCGGCCACGCGCCGCCAUUCACCUACGACAAGGACGCUACUGCGGCGGCCACGUUCGCCUUUCUGACGGACGAAUUCCGCAAUCCGACCAGCUACUACAACAUGGCUCUGCGACAGCAGCAGCAGCAGCAGCAGCAGCAACAGCAGCAGCAGCAGCAGCAUCAGCAGCAGCAACAGCAGCAGCAGCCGGUGAACAGCCAGCAAGCCGCCUGCAACAAACUCGGCAAUCAAGCGCCGCCGCCGCCGAGGAAUUACCCUCCGCCACACCCGUUUCUUCAUUCGGCCGCCGCCGCUGCGGCCGCCCAGAGAUCGGCCGCGGCUUACGUCCCGUCAGUCCCCUAUGUGACGUCUCACGGGACUAAUCUGACGGUCGACCCGGCCGCCUAUCAGCAGUACAUCCACUCGCUCUACGCUCUCCAACCGCCGCCGCCGCAUCACCACAGACCGUCCUGGCUCUAGCCGCUGAGAUCGCUGUAAGAGUGGCGCUUGUGCGAUCGAUUCGUCACACGAUAGACGACAGAUUAACUUGCAGAUGAACUCUGGGACGCACCGCGGCGGAGGGAGAGGAGAAUCGUUUCCGGACGAGUUUGUCGCGCAACGCGAAACACCAAUCGAAAGUCUCUUGGCGAGCGCGCGAGGGAGCAGUAUGCCCUAUAAUCUAUAUUCUUUUUUUUUUUCUUUUUUAUUCACAAAGGACAUCCUCCUCGCGACUUGUCUUUUUUAUUGUUUUUUAUGCAAUUGACCGUGUGACUUUCUACGGGAUUAGGUAAAAGACCUUUUGUAGAUUUCUUUGACUGCAGUUUCCUUUUUACAAGCGACCGAACGAUUCGGAUAUCUUUGACACAUUUUUACACCAUUCGUCGGAAGGGAGGUCUAGUUUCUAUCUGAUAAAAGAAAAAGAACGUAAUAUGUAAUCAUCUGUAUAUAAAGAACAAGUCUACUUUUUCGAUAUAGGAAUUUUUGAUAGUUUUCUAAAACGAGACCGACAGGUUUAAUAAUUCUAAGUCGAAGUCGCUAGCGCCGAGAGUAAGUCGAUCCGCACGUCUAUCAAAAGUUCCUCCGUGCAAUGUUGAGCAAAUAUAUUCGCGAAUGAUAACGUUACUGUAUAUCAUAAUUAUAUAUAUAAUACAUAGUCUGCUUGUCAUACAUAUAUAUAUAUAUAUAUAUACGAUUAAACGUAUAUAUAUAUAUUAGCUAUACAUAUAUAUAAUUAUGUUAUAUACAUAUAUAUAUAUAUUAGUGUUUGUCCAACACUCCGUGGUAAAUCCUCACGCGACGAACGCGUGUCUCAUCGGUGCAUGUGUCGGGACAGAGAAUUAUGCAAUAUUGGAUCUAAUUGAUAAAUUAGUGACGGACAGUCCCUGUAGCUCCAUGAUUCGGGUCCAUAAUUCGCUGAGUGUCAUCUUAGCCAUCGAUUUUACGUUGGUUUUCGUUCGAUGCAGUGUAGCGUUUAAUCGUUGACCGUAGCAGCAGCAGCAGCAUACACGCGUGAGUUCUGCGAAAAAAACCAAGAGAAUUUUAUGUAUAAUAAUAUCGGGCGCGGUUCUGUUGCUGGUGUAUGUUAUGUAGAUUAUUUAGCGACGUAAGAAUAGCAUGUAAGUUAGGCUUUCUUUGUAUAUAUAAAACACAUAUCUCACGCAUAGACGAUGUGCUCGAUAUGAUGGGAUCUCGAACGUAAAGAGAGAGAUCUGCAAGACCUGGAAAGAUGGGGAUCAAUCGACGAGAUAAAUCGCAGUUAAUCGCGAACGGAAGACGACCGUCACACGAAGAGGCGCAUACUAGUAAUAUAAAAUAUGAGAUCACAGAAAAUAUAUAUAUAUAUAUAUAUAUGUGUACAAGCAUGCGCGAAAAACAAAAAGACGAAAUAUACUGUAACACACCGCUAGCGUCAUACAUUCAUUAAUUCAUCUUUAUCGCUGAACAGAACCGAAAUAUCGUCGGAAAGCGGUAUACUGAAACUUAUAAAUAUAUGCAUAUAUGUAAAUGUAUAUUGUAAAUGUAUCAAUGACAAAUUAAAAACACAGUUUGUUA
Messenger RNA from Linepithema humile (Argentine ant), 8815 nucleotides. Its product is annotated as bromodomain-containing protein 4-like. Lineage: Eukaryota; Metazoa; Arthropoda; Insecta; Hymenoptera; Formicidae. Gene Ontology annotation, molecular function: protein binding. Gene Ontology annotation, biological process: chromatin remodeling. Gene Ontology annotation, cellular component: CERF complex. The record is from RefSeq and is a predicted model, not a curated record.